This is a messenger RNA of Paracoccidioides lutzii Pb01, 636 nucleotides long. RefSeq lists its product as hypothetical. The coding region runs from base 1 to 636 and encodes 211 amino acids. The transcript has 2 exons. The record is from RefSeq and is a predicted model, not a curated record. Gene Ontology annotation, molecular function: acyltransferase activity, transferring groups other than amino-acyl groups.
AUGGUGGACAAACAGAUAGAAAAGACCAGCGCCGAUGCCGAUAUUAAAAGAGAUGACAUCAAAUCAGAAUGGACAGCCUGUAUCAGAACUGAGAGAUUGUUCAUCCGGCGUGUGAUUGUUGGCGAGGAUGCAGAUGGCAUAUUCGCUAUACGUUCACGGAUGGAUGUCAUGAAGUGGAGCUCCGCGAAAACCCCCGAUGCCGACGUCGCGGCAACGAAGAACCAUUUCCUUAACCUUGAACAGAAGGGAGCUCUCAAUCUCGUCAUAUUUGAAGGCUCCAAUACAAGUCGGGUCAUUGGCACCAUUGGCUUCUUCAAAAGGGACGGGCCGCAUGGGCUGACCGAGCUUGGAUACCUGCUACAUCCAGACUUCUGGGGGAAAGGAUUCAUGACCGAAGCCGUCCGUGCUGCGAUCAACUUCUGGUGGGACUAUGUCUCCGUUGUUCCAGAGAAUAGCGCUGAUAAAAACGGAUUAUCCAAGAAUGAUACGGUCUUGCGUGCCGUUACUGACAUGCUGAAUUUGCCAAGUAACCGGGUUUUGGAGAAGUGUGGAUUCAAGAAGACCGCAGCGAUGGCUGACAAGAAAGGUCCUGAUUUCACGUGGGAGCUGCAAAAGAACUACACUUCGACCACUUGA